UUUUUUUUUUCUCUCUCUCUCAUAUACAUACAUUCUUUCUUAUUAUCUUGAUCUUCCAUAUGGUAUCAACGAUUGUAAAAACGAACAAGAAAUGUGUUAAUGGAAGUGCAAAAGGGAAUCAUAAAGAAAGAAAAUCAUCAAGGUACGAACGCAAGAUCAACAAGGCGAAACUGAAGGCCCGGGAAGAAAUCGAUCUCUUUGAAUGGAACAAAUGGCAGUUUGCCAAAAAGGAUUUUUGGAUCGAUCCUUUUGUUGAUACUGUGCCUCGCAUUGAUUGUCGUCAGGUAUCCAAACAAGAAUUCAUAGACAAUUUUGAAACACCCAACAUACCCGUUGUCCUUAUUCAUGGAACUGAUCAUUGGAAAGCGCAUACCUCUUGGACUGAAAAGUACUUUUCGGAUCGAUAUGGUAAGGACCUUUAUAAAGUGGGGGAAGAUAAUGAAGGCAACAAUGUAUAUAUGAAAAUGAAACAUUUUCUUCAUUAUUGUCAUCAUGAUGCCAAAAAGGACGACUCUCCAUUAUAUAUUUUUGAUAGUGGAUUUUACAAGGAUCGAAAAAAGAAGAAACCACAACAAUCUAGCUCUUCCUCUGAUAAUGAUGAUGAUGAUAAAAUGAAAGAACAACAUUUGGAUUCCGGCUCAUUAUUGGAUGAUUAUGAAGUACCAGAUUAUUUUGCAGAUGAUUUAUUCAAAUUAGCAGGUAGUCAAAGAAGACCUCCUUAUCGAUGGUUGGUGAUAGGUGAAGCUCGUAGUGGUACUGGUAUCCACACAGAUCCUCUUGGUACAUCUGCUUGGAACGCUUUACUGAAAGGACAUAAACGAUGGGCGCUCUUUCCUCCUAAUACUCCCAAAAAUAUUGUUGAUCCACCUAUGAAGCCAUAUGAUCAUGAAGGUGUAUCAUGGUUUAGUCAAGUCUUUCCCAAGUUCCAUAUGCGUGAUGAUCCUACUGAUGUACGUACUUUGGGACAACGUUUGGGUAUGGUUGAAGUAUUACAACGACCUGGUGAAAUCAUUUUUGUCCCUGGUGGAUGGCAUCAUGUUGUCAUGAAUCUUGAUAUGACCAUCGCUGUUACACAGAAUUUUUGCUCACCUACCAAUGCUGAAUAUGUAUAUUUAUCCACUCGACAUUCACGACCCAAAUUAGGUGCUAGACUUUAUCGACGAUUACAAAAAUUAGGUAACAAGUAUCCGGAUAGUAUUUAUGCAAAAGUGGCGGCCCAGUUGAGAACGUUACAACAUACACCACAGAUACCACCAAGUAGCAGUGACAGUAGUUCAUCUAGUAGUACAAGUAGCAGUAGCGGAUCAUCAUCAUCCUCCUCCAUCGAUACAUACAUUACAUUACCAACAACCUCAUCAACAACCACUAAAAAAUUAACAAAAAGGAAAAGAAAAUUGAUCAUCAGCAGUACUGAAUCAGAAACGGAUCUUAGUGAUGGAACCUGUAUGUGUCUAAAAUGCAAAAGGAAACGGAAAAAAGAAAGAAUCAAGAAAAAUGGAGCAAGUCCCUCAAAAUCAACAAGUGAUUCGUAGUUUAGAUCUACAUACUAUAUAUAUAUUUUUAGAUUAGUUUAUAUUGUGGACAACCUUUUUUUUUUUUUUGAUUUAGUAUUAUCUCUAC
Halteromyces radiatus is the source of this 1620-nucleotide messenger RNA. RefSeq lists its product as uncharacterized. Bases 60 to 1532 code for a protein of 490 amino acids. Gene Ontology annotation, molecular function: P-TEFb complex binding; histone H4R3 demethylase activity. Gene Ontology annotation, biological process: phagocytosis. Gene Ontology annotation, cellular component: cytoplasm; nucleus. The transcript has 5 exons. The record is from RefSeq and is a predicted model, not a curated record. NCBI's taxonomy places the organism in Eukaryota, Fungi, Mucoromycota, Mucoromycetes, Mucorales, Cunninghamellaceae.